AUGAGCACACAAGAACCAAUGAGCUCCGCACCACCAGCCACUCAAGCCGAUCCAGCUACCCUAUCCUUGACCGCGGCUGCGACGGACGCUCCGGUACUAUCGCCACGCCCGAUGACAUACACGGACGUACCGACGGCUGUGAGAACGUAUGAAGCAGCCUUCAAAGGUGAUCCGUCCCACCAUUGGCUACGUGACACUUCAGCAAAUGGGAUUCACCUAACAUCCAUAGACUACCAUGGUAGCGCACUACCUAUGCUCGGCCGUCGCACUGAGAUUUCCGCACUUUGGGGCUACUGCGUUACGAAGGGACUGGCGUGGACGAUCGACAACGGAGCUGCUAUUAUCUGCUAUGGCCCAGCAAAAAGUACUCUUAGCCGCACGGACAAGGCUGCUGUGUCCGUACUCGUCGGCGCUUUAGGCAUGAAUACUCUUGGCGACCGCGAGGAGGAAGCUAUUUACCUUCAGAUCCUGGCGACUACUCCAGAGAAGCAAGGACGUGGAUAUGCGUCCGCGUUGAUACGAACUGUCACUGGAAUUGCGGAUGCCCAGAGACGUGCUACGUUUCUGCUUUCAAGUAAUCUCAUCAACACUGGUUUCUACAACUCGUUUGGCUUCGUUGAGGGGGCGAAGAUUGUUCUUGGUAACGACGACCCAACGUGGCGGGAGCCUCCAGUGGUGGUGCUGGUGGGAAGUGGCAACCUGUCCACGAUGAGGAAUGUUCAAAUGCACAAAUCGACACUUCGCAGCAGAGACACUUUCACUGGUACUCGUCAUACACAAGUUCAAAUUUAUAUCCUGUAUAUUACAUCAAAUCCAAAUCCGACCUCGUAGAGGCAAUUGUAUAGCAUGAAGGUACUUGAAAGGAGAUACGGUACAUUAGAUGUCCAUGCACUUCAAAAUAAAUUCAUCCAUCGAUUACUUCGAGAACUCGACGGGGGUCGCUCAAGCUUCGCCCGCCCGUCCUUGAUCCACUCUUCCUUCACCAACUUCCCCUUCUCUGCAUGGUAGUGCCUAUACACCAACUUGAUUGUCGCCUCGCUCACUCCGACAACAACGCUGAUGGCCUUCACGCCAGUGCUCCUGGGCUUGCCGAGCAGAUGACACGUGAAGUAAAUCGCGCCACCAGCGACGGAAAUAGGUGAACGACCGAGCGCGAUGCCCAGGUCGUGCGCCUUGACGAUGAUGUCUGAGCGGAUAGGCUGGACGUUUGGCGGCAGGUAUCAAGCGAAGCUUUC
Molecule: messenger RNA, 1235 nt
Organism: Phanerochaete carnosa HHB-10118-sp
Lineage: Eukaryota; Fungi; Basidiomycota; Agaricomycetes; Polyporales; Phanerochaetaceae
Exons: 7
Coding region: 1-831 (276 amino acids)
Molecular function (GO): acyltransferase activity, transferring groups other than amino-acyl groups
Source: RefSeq, a predicted model, not a curated record